This is a messenger RNA of Mugil cephalus (flathead mullet), 7209 nucleotides long. RefSeq names its product ADAM metallopeptidase with thrombospondin type 1 motif, 10 (gene adamts10). Gene Ontology annotation, molecular function: metalloendopeptidase activity. The record is from RefSeq and is a predicted model, not a curated record. Lineage: Eukaryota; Metazoa; Chordata; Actinopteri; Mugiliformes; Mugilidae. Gene Ontology annotation, biological process: proteolysis; extracellular matrix organization. Gene Ontology annotation, cellular component: extracellular matrix. Bases 472 to 3807 code for a protein of 1111 amino acids. The transcript has 26 exons.
UCUGGAAGUGGGAGCUGUUGAGUCUCCUCAGUGCACCGCCGGCGCCGCCUCCUCUCCGCUCCUCUCCGCUCCGCUGCUGCCGCCGCCGCCGCUGCUGCUGCUGCUGCUGCUGAGGACAGAGGACAGAGGACAGACCUGCAGCGGAAACUUCUGCAAAAGGAGACACGAAGGGCAGCCGAGAGGAGUGUGUGCAUAAAAGCCCGCCCCGCUGAGCCCCUUGAGACGUCCGGCCAGGUGUUUUCUACCGUCUAUGAGGACUCCUCUCCGCUCGCCAUCGCCACUCGCCGACCGACCGCUCGCGCUGCAGUAGGUGCUGCUGACUCAGCUCUUCCUGCAGCCAUGGCCCGACAGAGCGCUGAGCUGUCCCACUGCUAGGCGACGGGGCAUCCGAGAGGGCAGGAGACAUGUUGGGACAGAGGCCCGGGGACCACUGCACUGAAUUCUGUUACUAUAGCAACUACUGUAGUAACCAUGGAGAUGCUACGGAGGACUGGUCUGGUCUGCACUGUCAUGGUCGUCAUGGUUGCCACCGAGGUCGCAGGAGGUCACAGGGAUGAGUUUGGCCAGUCACAAGCUGCUUUCUUGUCCAGUCUUGGCCAGUAUGAGAUCGCCAUCCCAGUACGUGUCGGACCUAAUGGCGAGACGCUGGACGCGGAAACGACCCAACACCACCAAAGAAGAAGUAGACGCAGCGCUGACGACAGGCUGCCUGACUCUCUCUUCUACCAGCUGUCGACGUCACGGAACAACUUCCUGCUGAACCUGACGCUGCAGGGAGGCCUGCUGUCUCGUCAGUUCAGGGUGGAGUACUGGAAGAGGGGUCGAUUAGCCUGGAGUCACCCAUACUCUCCCCACUGCCACUACGUAGGACACCUCCAAGACCAACCGCACUCCAGUAAAGUGGCCCUGAGCAACUGUAACGGCCUGCAGGGGGUGAUUGUUGCAGGGGGAGAGGAGUACCUGAUUGAACCCCUUGUCUCACCAGAUAACCAAACCAAGACGGAGAAGGGGGAGAGAGCAGAGGGGCGCCCCCAUGUGGUUUACAAGCGGUCGUCGCUCCGUCAUCAGUACAAGGGCCAGUCCUGUGGAGUCAUCGAUGAGAAGCCAAUGAAAGGUGCAUCAUGGUGGCAGCGGACUCUGAAGACGCCUCCUCAUCACGUCGGCCGCGGCCAGCUGCCUCUCAAGCGCUCAGUUAGCCGGGAGCGCUACGUGGAGACGCUAGUGGUGGCGGACAAGAUGAUGGUGGGUUACCACGGUCGCAGGGACAUCGAGCAGUACAUCCUGGCCGUCAUGAAUAUUGUUGCCAAACUGUUCCAGGAUUCUAGCCUGGGGAAUGCAGUCAACAUUGUGGUGACGCGGCUCAUCCUGCUCAUGGAAGACCAGCCAACCUUAGAGAUCAACCACCAUGCAGGGAAGUCUUUAGACAGCUUCUGUAAGUGGCAGAAAACCAUCCAGCACCGGAGCAGCUACGGGAACGCCAUACCGGACAACGGCAUCGCUCACCACGACACUGCUGUGCUCAUCACCAGGUACGACAUCUGCAUCCAAAAAAACAAGCCCUGUGAAACCCUAGGUCUGGCUCCAGUCGGAGGGAUGUGUGAGCCAGAGAGGAGCUGCAGCAUCAAUGAGGACAUCGGCCUGGGGACGGCCUUCACUAUCGCCCAUGAGAUCGGACAUACGUUCGGGAUGAACCACGACGGCAUGGGGAACGCCUGCGGGCCGCGCAGCCAGGAGACCGCCAAGCUGAUGGCCGACCACAUCACCAUGAAGACUAACCCGUUCAUCUGGUCCACCUGUAGCCGGGAUUACAUCACCAGCUUCCUGGACUCAGGUAUGGGCUCCUGUCUGAACAACGUCCCCCCGAAGCAGGAGUUUGUGUACCCCACCACAGCGCCAGGUCAGGCCUACGACGCAGACGAACAGUGCCGCUUCCAAUACGGCGUCAGAUCUCGACAAUGUAAAUACGCGGAAGUCUGCAGCGAACUUUGGUGCAUGAGCAAGAGCAACCGUUGCAUCACCAGCAGCAUUCCCGCUGCAGAAGGAACCAUCUGUCAGACCAACACCAUCGAGAAAGGGUGGUGCUACAAGAGGGUGUGCGUUGCCUACGGGACCCGUCCAGAAGGUGUGGACGGAGGAUGGGGUUUGUGGUCACCCUGGGAGGAGUGCAGCAGGACGUGUGGAGGCGGAGUCUCCUCUUCAGUCAGACACUGUGACAGCCCCAGGCCAACCAUCGGCGGAAAGUAUUGUCUGGGGGAGAGGAAACGCUUCAGGUCCUGCAACAUCGACGAGUGCCCGGCGGGCUCUCGAGACUUCCGUGAGAUCCAGUGCUCCGACUUUGACAGCGUUCCUUUCAGGGGAAAGUUUUACACCUGGAAGCCAUACAGAGGAGGGGGGGUGAAGCCGUGCUCUCUCAACUGUCUAGCAGAAGGAUACAACUUCUACACAGAGCGUGCUCCAGCUGUGGUGGACGGCACACUGUGCAGGGACGACUCUCUGGAUGUGUGCGUAAACGGAGAGUGUAAGCAUGUAGGUUGUGACCGCGUCCUGGGCUCAGACGUCCGCGAGGACCGCUGCCGGAUCUGUGGGGGGGACGGGAGCAGCUGCGUCUCCGUGGAGGGACUCUUCAAUGACUCGCUGCCUGAAGGAGGUUACGAAGAGGUGGUCAGAAUUCCCAAAGGAUCAGCGUUCAUCCACAUACAAGAGCUCAACAUCUCCCUCAACUACCUUGUGCUGAAGAGUAAAGGCGACCAGUACUUCAUCAACGGGAAGCUGACCAUCGACACCCCGCGCAGGUUCAACGUCGCCGGCACCACCUUCCACUACAGACGACCCACGGACGGACCGGAAACCCUUGAAGCUUUGGGCCCAACAAACAUGACCCUCGUCGUCAUGGUGCUGGUGAGGGAGGAGAACCCUGGGAUCCACUAUCGCUUCAACCCCCCAGUCAACAGGGAUCCUCUGACCGGCUUUGCCUGGCACUACACCUCCUGGUCACGCUGCUCGACUCUCUGCGCUGGAGGUGUGCAGAUCCAGCAGGUGGUGUGCAGGAAACAGCUGGACCAUUCAAUCGUCUACAACCACUUCUGUGACAAGAAGAGCAAACCCAAAGAGAAGAGGAGAUCCUGUAACACUGAGCCGUGCUCCCCGACCUGGGGGACAGGAGAGUGGUCGGAGUGCAGCCGCAGCUGUAACGGUGGCCUGCGGACCCGGGAGGUGUUGUGCAAAAGGCGUCUCUCCGCGACGGAGGAGAAGGUCCUGGACGACUCGGCCUGCACCCCGCCUCGCCCUUCGCUCACCGAGCCCUGCAGCAACCACAGCUGCCCCCCUGAAUGGCUGGCCCUGGACUGGUCAGAGUGCACUCCCAGCUGUGGUCCUGGCUACAGACACCGCGUAGUCGUGUGUAAGAGCGGGGAGAGCGGCGACACGCUGCCAGAGUCCAAGUGCCCCAAACAGGGUCGGCCCACCUCCAGGGUGCGCUGUAACCUGCAGCGCUGCCCUCCCCCUCAGUGGGUGACGGGUCCCUGGGGAGAGUGUUCUGCCAAGUGUGGCCUGGGUCAGGAGAUGCGUUCGGUGCAGUGCCUGACCCACACCAGCCAGCCGUCCAACGAGUGUCUGGAGCAUCAGCGGCCCGCGGGCAUGCAGCAGUGCAAGAGCAAAUGUGAUCUCAGUGACCUCAUCGUUUCAGACAACCCUGAAGAGUGUAAAGAUGUGAACACUGUGGCCUACUGCCCCCUUGUGCUCAGGUUCAAGUUCUGCAGCCGACCAUAUUUCAGACAAAUGUGCUGCAAGACCUGCCAGGGACACUGACACCCGCGACGCUCACAUCAUCCAUCUCUGGGUCCUGUACUCUCUCGCAGUAAACCCGAACCCCUCCCACUGAGCCUCGUGAGCAGCAGCCCUCGCCCUGCCUCUGUCGGAGGAGUGUGGCGUCUUAACUGGGGACGCUGUCGUGCAGACGCCCGGUCCCGUAAACCGGUCGGAGGGACGCUGGUUCAGACGUAACUCCGGGCCGAGCUGGUUUUGUUUUUGUUUUUGUUUUUUUUGUUUUUUAACACAUUCCACUGGAGGGAGGGCUGCUGAAACCUGGAGAGGCAGAGAGAGGGAUUUUAGGAUGAUCUCUCUCUGUCUCUCUAAACCUUCCCUUUUUUUUUGUAAUAAUUUGGUGCUACUAUAUUUCACUUUGGCUACAGGACUGGUCACAGAUACUCCACUUGUCUUUGCUUGAGUGGCCUGAAGGUUUAGCCUGAUCUCUUAAACCUGUUCACUAACAGGUUCGUUUUGUGUAGUUUUAAUAAAAUCCACUCUUUUAAAGACGGUGAUUUUCCAGAUAUCAUUUCCCACAAAAAAAGGAAUAUCUUAUAUAAUACGAAAUGAGAGAUUUGUUUCUACGUUAUCCGAUAGCUGUUACUUGACCACGUUGUUUUUAUGUUAUUGCUUUGUCCCGUAUCGACGUAUUCAUCGAGUCCUCGCUGUUCCUCAGCUGAAGCAGAGUUUGAUUUGCACAAAGAGUCAGCGUCGGAGGACUCGCGUCUUUUAUGUUUUUUUGUGAUUUGACUCGACGUCUCUGCGGAAGCUGUGUGUGUCUCACUGCAGUGAAUUUGCCACGGUCUUGCCAUUUAGUUUAGUUAGAUUUAACACCUCUGCAGUAAGACACUUGUGAGCGAAGGCAGUGCUGACUCACCAGGAUAUUUUCAGAUCACAGGAUGUCAAUUUGUGUCAUUGGCUGCAGACGGUGGCAGCUUGUGCAUAAAGCCUUCAAAAAGGAAAGAACUGUCAUUAACACAAACCACAUGUUGUACAAGUUACUCAUACUGCGAAUGCAAAUUCAGAGCACAGUGGGCCGCGGUGUGUCGGCCCUGCCAGCAGCAACAUGCCCAGUGACGCUGAGUUAAGACCACACUGCUUCCAAUAAGCCACUCACACUCGUGUGCUAACCUGAGGAUGGAUUUACACACAUUCUUAGUAUUUGGUUUCUCAAUUAGACCUCAUUUAAACUGUUUCUGACCACCAGGUAAUUCAACACACUGAAUAAAGGGAAGUGAAUAAAAUCUUUAUGCGGAUGUUAGGGGACGUCUACCUGACUCUUUAAUCUCCUGAGACCCUGCGUCCUCUUAUUUAGGUUUGUGGCAGCUUAUUCUGCUUCAUUUAGUCCUGUUGUCCUCAUAAGUGGAUGCCUUUGUCUGAAAUAUAGUUGUAGCAAAGGGUCAGUACAUUCAUUCUGCAGCUAAUCACGGGUCAAAAGUGGACAAAGUAUUUUGUAAAUCACUCGUUUUUUGUACUUUGUCCUCAUCAAGUUUUACGGUCGAAACUUAUAUUAUGCAUUUUAACUUUUCUAGUUUGAUACGACGCGCAAAUUUAACAAAUCCUAUCAAUAGUAACGAGCGUCAACGUCGCUAAUUAGCAAGCACUCGUUUGAGGACGUUGGGACUUCAUUGUUUUGCGUAUCCUGUUUUUGUUCAGCCGUGUUCAGGUAUUGGUUUUAUACAUUUGUUCCACAUUGGUAUCAUUAUUAUAUUAUAUUACACAAUGAAAUAAUCCCUGUGUCCACAUAUGAGGACAUUUAUUUUUUUCGCCCAAAAACUACUUUGAGUUCGAAGAUGAACCGAAGAAGUUUUUAUCCAACUUAGGUUUUACUAAUACUAAAUAUCUUGGAGAAAUUAAUGUGUUGCAAAAAAAAAAACUUUGGGUCUCAGGAGAUUAAACAACCAUCUUCUUCUAUCGGUCCGUGGUCCAGUUCUGAUGCUAACGUCCCCAUUGUCGUCAUUAUAAAAAAAAACAGUUUAGUAACAACUAAAGAAAAAAAAACUUGAACAGCACAAGGUGUUGACUUGGCCUCCAAAUAAGAACUAUACUGGAUAGUUCAUAUUAGGAAGGUGGCCAUAAUAUUAUGCCUGAUCAGGGUAGUUCCUUCCUGUGUGUAUCCGUGUCAGCUCUUUUUCUUUUUUUAAGUCAGUUUUCCUGCUGCUGGACAGGAAACACAUCCCAUGACAUAAGUCCGUUUUCAUUGACACAUUUUGAAGACGCUGUUUCAGCCGUUUUUCUCCAGUAAUUUUAGAAAUGCUGCCUCAGAGGCUCUGUGAUCAGUCAUCAGGUGUCUGACGGCAUCGCUGCGUCGUCCACUUUGCUCUGAAAUCUGCUGUGAUGUCUGUCACCCUGACCACGGCUGAUAGCAGCUCCGUGCAACGCUAAAUGUCAGAUAAUUAAAUUUUUUUAAGAGAGGAAGCCACAGUUCGUCUUCACGAGUGUUAGCUGCGAUGUUCCUUUUUUUCUGAUUUCCAUGGUGCUUCGGUUUGGAAAGGUGCUAUUCUUUCACUGUUGUUUUCAUUUCUCAUUAUUUGGAAAUCCAUUUGAGCCUUUUGUAAUGAUAUCAAACCGCAGAGCCGACCUGAGGUGUACAUACGAGUGCAGCUGCUCAACCACGACGGCCCUCCACUGUUCGUUUCUUCACAAUUUAAUUUUCACUCUCUGCUCAAAGCUCUAAAAAAAAAAAAAACGCAGCUCAGAAAAGAUAUUUUAGGGUUAUAUCCAUUUCUGAUGGGGCUCUGAUGAUGAGGUUGUUAUAAAAUGACCCCAUAUUGGAAGUUUUAAUCACACACUUUGGUUUGGGAACACCAAAUUGUGCACAAAUUCUCAAAACUCAAAUCCCUCAUUAUACAUUCAGUCAUAUCCUCUCCAAGGGCAUAGCUAACUCAUAGGUGGGGGUUUAUCAAGGCUGAAAAAGUAGAAACAUUACAAUCAGUAGCAUUGUGUAACAUCCUGAUUCAGGCCCAUUUACACCUACACGUGUUCUUGUUACCUUCACUGUGAUCGGAUCGCAAUAUAAAAACUGUUUUGGUGUCACAGAUGAAAUUAGAUCAUUAUUCGCUUAUUUCCGCUGCCACCUGUGGGGAUCUUCAGACAUGCUUAAUUUAGGUGACCACAUUCACACACCUGCUGAGGUCCAAUCACGGUGUGAGUCUGCGUUCAUUUACACUUUGGUUUCCCCUUAUCUAGAUUUAAUUUGCCCGGACAUGAUGUAAAUCGGUGUCUGAGAGGCAGUUUUAUUCCGAUGACGAGUAAAGAGGAGGGACAGUACUGGUGCCUGUUGUUUUUCACAUGCUAAUUGUAACGUGACAUGUACUGUAUAUUGUUCAAUACUAUCGGAGAUGAAUUCAUCUGUCCCUCAUGUACGUAUUUUUAAAAGGAAAUAUUAAAAUUGUUUAAACAUGA